This is a messenger RNA of Aspergillus alliaceus, 3503 nucleotides long. Its product is annotated as putative GTPase activating protein (Gyp3). The transcript has a single exon. The record is from RefSeq and is a predicted model, not a curated record. NCBI's taxonomy places the organism in Eukaryota, Fungi, Ascomycota, Eurotiomycetes, Eurotiales, Aspergillaceae. The coding region runs from base 585 to 2939 and encodes 784 amino acids.
AUUACCACCAGGGUCUCAACUUUCAUACGGCGCUAAGACUCAAACAAGCUGUUAGCUUCGUCUUGUACCAAAAAAUCCCCUUUUUUUCUUGCCCACUUGAGGCGCUCCGCUUUCCGCGCCUUCUCACUCUCUCUCGGGUUUUUCAAUCAACUCUUGUUCUCUUCCGCUCUCAUUUUUUUCGUCUAUAUUCUGAACCAUCUCUCAUGAGGGAUGGAGUCUCCAAUUAACCCUCUGGUAGGAUCGUGAGACUUUUAAUGGACUGAAAACGCCGGUGAGGUUUGUCGGGGCAACUUCUCCGAUAUAUUUUCCUCCACUCGUUCCUUUUUUGCGGUUUACUAGGAUUGAUUGUCGGGUAGCUUGACUACUUUCGAGAUCCCAUCACUCGUUUCUUAACUACGACCACCGAGCUCCGUCCGCAGCUCGCUCAGCCCUUCUUUUUCCCGUUCAAUUGUUCGCUACUCGCCGAAAACUACUCUGACCUCUUGCAUUCGGUCUUUCAAGCGGUCAAUUCGCUUUUAAUUACUUUUCAUUUGACUUCCUUUAUCGACAAAUGUCCAGCGGGAACUGGGUUAUUAAUCGUGGCCAUGGUCACAGAAAAUGGAGACUUUCGGUAUCCGCCGUCUGCAGGCGAACAUAAUCUCCCCAAUCGACGUAGAGUGCCCAAUCCUCCUCGUCUGAACCCUCUGAGAAUCAAUCCCCCCUCUCCGCCAUCUCGACCGUUGACCGCCGGAGCUCCACGUGCGCUUCCGAUCCCUCGCUCCCCUCGAAGACCCCCUGCAAUUCCAGAUGACCCUUUCUUGCGCUCAGCGUCCCCCCAACCUGGAAUGGGCCCGGACUUUACCGCACGCAGGCCGACAUAUCGCAAGCCUGCUACCGCAAAUACAACGGCUGAACGCUUUCCAAGAGCCCCCUCGAGAGAAAGUGACUUCGACCGUCCGUCAUAUCGCCACAGGACCCCUCCUCCUCAGCCAAAACUGAGAACCUCCAAAUCCACAUCAAAACUCCAUAGACCUCCUAAGACUCUAUAUACCUUGGAACGCCAGUCCCACGAAACCCCACAUCAAGGAUUGGGCCUACCACGUUUCUAUCACAAUGGAUCGACAGAGGCUAAUGGGGACGAUGCUCUCCGCUCCAGUGUAAACUCAGCCAUGACGUCGCGCUCUAGUGUCGAACAGGCGAGUGGAACGGAACGAAGUAGUGUUCUGACAAAGAGUAGCUCUAUCACCGACCUCUCUCCUGAUACACCAGAUGGACCGUAUGAGAAGGAAGGAGGAAUGAGCGUGGAAGAUGCAAUAUCGAUGUACCUCGACGGGUUUAGUGACGUCACAGAAGAGCCCGGGUCGCCCGAGUUACGUGGAGAUAGCAAACUUAGGCCUGUCAGCCCCCGCCCACCAACAGAGCUGACGAUCGACGAUGGGCACACUUCCGAUGAGCACUCACCCGAGCUAGAUACUACCAAGGACCUGCCCCCGGUACCGCCGCUCCCAAUUCUUAACCCGCCCGACCAGAAUACGCUGGAUGAACAGUUCUUGGGCCAUACACAAUUGAACGAAAAGCAAUUUAGCGAGCCCCUUGGCCAGACCGCAUCGGAUCAAAAAUCUGGCGGCGGUCAUCUAGAUACGAAAAUUUUCGUUCCUGGCACCGUCCCGCCUCCGUUUCUGACGCCUACCGAGACUCGCGACCGCUAUGGGUUUCGGAAGUCCAGCCACCACGUUACAUUACAACAGUACGAAGCCUGGAAUGGCCCGUAUACUUCCGUUGUUAAAAGCCGGAGGAUAAAAUGGGCCGAACUCUUGAAGGAGAAUGGAUUACCCACUGGCGAUCCGAUGACCUUCCCACCAAAAUCGAACAAGAUCAAGCGUCUUGUCCGAAAGGGUAUUCCUUCCGAAUAUCGAGGGGCAGCCUGGUUCUUCUAUGCCGGUGGGUAUGAGCAUUUGAAUCGUAACCCUGGGCUGUAUGACCAGCUCGUCAAGCAAGCCAUGGAGACUCCAAGCAACGAUGACAAGGAGCACAUCGAGCGUGACUUGCACCGAACGUUCCCUGAUAACAUUCAUUUCAAGCCCGAAUCAACUGACGGGAUCGGAAUCUCAGUCGCUAGCUCUGGUAGCAGCAACCUGAAGCACGGCUCGGUCACUGUGGAGACGCAAAUGAUUCAGUCGCUCCGGCGGGUGCUGUAUGCAUUUGCGCUGCACAACCCUCAAGUCGGUUACACGCAGUCACUCAACUUCAUCACAGGUCUACUUCUUUUAUUUCUUCCUGAAGAGAAGGCGUUCUGGAUGCUCCAUAUUGUUACUUCCGUCUACCUUCCCGGCACUCACGAAAUCAGUCUUGAAGGCGCCAAUAUCGACCUUUGGAUUCUUAUGGUUCUCUUGAAAGAUUCCACCCCACAUAUUUACAACAAAAUAACAGGGUUUGCUCCCGGAAAAUCCAAGACGCCUCCGCUCACAGUUGACUCUCGGUUACCGGAUAUCACACUCGGCUUGACGAAUUGGCUCAUGUCAUUGUUCAUUGGAACCCUACCCUUGGAGACGACUCUACGCGUCUGGGAUGUUUUUUUCUACGAAGGGUCGAAGACGUUCUUCCGAGCGUCACUGGCUAUUUUUAAAGCCUGCGAGAGGGACAUCCUCACCGUAUCCGACCCUAUGGAAGUUUUCCAGGUAGUCCAGGCGGUUCCGAAGAGGUUAUUGGACGCCAACACCCUACUGGAUGAGUGUUUUGUGCGGCGGCAUCGUGUUGGACAGGGCCGCAUCGAGGAAUUAAGAGCAGCUAGGCGGACUGCAGUUCGGCAAGAAAAGCUGCGACGCUCGAAGGCUUUGAGCAAGGGAUACCUCCAAGCUGCCACUGAUGAAUGGCCCACCACGAGAUCGCGGACGCCCGUUCCUGGCGUUGAGCGCAGCAUUGUCGAUUCAUGGCGCCAUAUGAAAGAUGCAUUCCGGUAAGAUGUCUCCGACGAUAUCUUGCCAAAUCGCCGCUGCUUUGUAACGAAAUCUGUUUAUUGAUACCCGAGAAAAAAAAUUGCGUUGGGAUAUUGUUUGUACUCUACGUCGUCAUCUGCUGUGUUCUUUUGCCCACACACUCCCGUCGCCUCCUUGUACCUUCGCGGAACCUGGAUUUCCAGAGUGAUUGCGACUUAUCUCAUUCUAUAAUGUUUACAACUGUAAUUUCACUGAUUGACGCAUUUCGACGGCCGUCAGCCGGGCGUUCUCCGGUUGGAUUUGGGAAUGUGGAGUUUUGUUUAUCUGUGGUCAGACCUUUGAUUACAUUGCUUCGCGCAUUGGAUUGAAUUGGAUCGCUUCUUGAUCGUGAAAUGGGCGGACAAAUGUUCGUGAUGAUCUCUUUCUAUGUAUGUGCCUGUACAUAUUUUGCAUGAGCGCCUCUUUUCUUUUUCCUUAUUGUUUCAACGCUUCUGCAGCAUUUCUUCCCCUAAGAAUUCGGAUACCACCAUUACUACUAUCAUGUACAUAGAACAGAACAAUUAUGAAGAAAUUGGAAAAAAAUGAAAA